AUGGCUGGUGAGAAUGUAGCCAGGCCCAAAGUGAACAAUAUGAUGGCUGGUGAGAAUGUAGCCAGGCCUAAAGCGAACAGUAUGAUGGCUGGUGAGAAUGUAGCCAGGCCCAAAGCGAACAGUAUGAUGGCUGGUGAGAAUGUAGCCAGGCCCAAAGGGAACAGUAUGAUAGCUGGUGAGAAUGUAGCCAGGCCCAAAGGGAACAGUAUGAUGGCUAGUGAGAAUGUAGCCAGGCCUAAAGUGAACAGUAUGAUGGUUGGUGAGAAUGUAACCAGGCCCAAAGUGAACAGUAUGAUGGCUGGUGAGAAUGUAGCCAGGCCCAAAGUGAACAGUAUGAUGGCUGGUGAGAAUGUAGCCAGGCCCAAAGUGAACAGUAUGAUGGCUGGUGAGAAUGUAGCCAAGCCCAAAGUGAACAGUAUGAUGGCUGGUGAGAAUGUAGCCAGGCCCAAAGCGAACAGUAUGAUGGCUGGUGAGAAUGUAGCCAGGCCCAAGGUUGAGGUCGCACGUGUCGUAGGAGUAGCCGGUGUGUUGAUAGACCCCAUAUGA
Prunus armeniaca (apricot) is the source of this 546-nucleotide messenger RNA. The record is from the annotation of a GenBank genome assembly. NCBI's taxonomy places the organism in Eukaryota, Viridiplantae, Streptophyta, Magnoliopsida, Rosales, Rosaceae.